Molecule: messenger RNA, 13571 nt
Organism: Artibeus jamaicensis (Jamaican fruit-eating bat)
Lineage: Eukaryota; Metazoa; Chordata; Mammalia; Chiroptera; Phyllostomidae
Gene: FMN1
Product: formin 1
Exons: 17
Coding region: 1361-4954 (1197 amino acids)
Biological process (GO): actin nucleation
Cellular component (GO): actin filament; cytoplasm; nucleus
Molecular function (GO): microtubule binding
Source: RefSeq, a predicted model, not a curated record
UGGGAAACAGGACUGCAAUUUUUCCACGACCUCAGUUGCCAGGUUCCCAGCAUAUAAACAGUACUGGGAACUACUUUAAGCUGAUGUUGGGUGGUUGAUUUGUCUGUCCUGUUUUUGUUUUAGACAAAUUGGGUCUGUGAUAGAGACCCGACGGAUAGAGACCUUUCAGAUGUUUUGUCCCUUAGGGAAAUGUGGCUCUUCAGAGACCUUUGAUGAAUUGCUGUGCCUAACAAGGCAGGUUGUGUGUUACCUUGUACCACUGCCAGGUUACAUUUAGUUGGUUGGAUCACUGAAGCAGAGAGAGGUGCCCUUUGGCUUCCAGGAUUCCUAAAAAAGCCAGGAAGUCAGAGCCGCUGAAGAAGCCUGAGGUUGGCAGGGAGUGUGCAGGGUAAUCACUGUUGCUGGGCUAGAGGGCUGUUGACUCUGCCUCCCCAAGCCUGGUGGAUACAAGCGUGGUGGGCGUGCUUGGCGAAGUACCUGUUUGCGGAGCCCAGAGACACCGGGGCAGAACUAAAACAGCAGUAAUCUGAAACCAGUCCUGUCGGUUUUCCUUCACUGCUCUCACAGCUGAAAUCUGCAUUCCAGAUGAAACCUGCAGGGAAGCGGAAGAAAGCACUUAAAAAAAAAAUUAAAGGGCAGUAAGUUAGCUGCUUUUGCCUUCCAGGCAUUUUGAGAUCAUCCGUUUCUUUCUGUACUUCAAUUUCUUUGCUUUGGGCUUUGUCUGAGUGACUGUUGGUCUGUCUGUAUGCCCUGCUAGUUUUUCUGGCCUGGGUGACCCAGGCUUCUGACCAGAAGUUAGAUGGCAAAGCAGGGCCUGUAAGAAGUACUUCAGUCAUUUUCUGCUGAUUCACUUUUGAAUUUCUUGGGCUGCUCCGGGGGCGGAGGGCUGUCAGGAUCGGCUUGCGGGCUCAGCACUUCUGGAGCCUCACUUGCUCACCAAUGAGGAAGUUGAGAGCGACCAGGAGAAAGACAGGCACUGGGGCGGAGCCGUGGUAAAGUCCUGGGCCGGGAUGACUGGGACAGGCUGACUCUCCUUACGACAAAAAGCCUUUUGUGCACGGGAAUAAAUGCGGAAGUCCCAGAGGAGCAGCGUCCCCAGUCUGUGUGUAGUAAGGUGCACAGCCUCGCCGCCUCGGGGCACAGAGCUCCACGGACUUUUUCCAGCUGCCCCGGGUGCACCCCCGUCGCGCUGUCCCAGUCCGGAAGGAGAGCGAGAGCGCUGGCUGGCUCUGCGGCCGGGAGGCUGGCUGCCGGCUCCUGUUGCUCCCGUCCUGUAAGUGAAGAGCUGAUGGAGUGGAUAAACUGAGAGCAGGGGAAGUAACACCAGUCGGAACUUCCACUGAGGGCAUUGCUCAGAGCCAUGGAGGGCGGUGAUAACUCUGUCAAUGGCAGUGAUGUCUCGGAACCAGACAGAUCUGAAGCUGGACCUGACAUGGCUCAGUCCAUCCUGAGCAAGUUCUCCGUGAAAUCCCUGUUCGGGUUUACGAGUAAAUUGGAGCCUGUGAAGCCUGACGGAGACGAUGUGGUGCUGAAAGCCUUCCACAGUGUCGUGGCGGAUCCCACCCCUCGUCUGGAUGAUGCCAGCCAUGGUUCGGGUCAGCAGGAGACAGAGGCUCAGGGGCCACCUGACCUCAGACGUGAAGGGAAGCCUGCCAGGGUGGAGACAGAGAUGGAGUCCGAGGGAGGUCAGAGGAAAGCAAAGGCAGGGAUUUCUCUCCCUGGGCAAGAGCUUCUUCCGCUCACAGUUUUGAGCACAGAUGAUGUCCUUUUGGUUCGCGGGACCCUCGUGAACACCACCAGUGAUUCUGACUCGGACGAUGGUGGGCAGGAGCCAGGAGAGGGAAGCAACACCAGUGGCCCCGAGUCCCCUGGUAUUGUUUUAUCUACGCCAUCUGAGAAGCCCAAAGAAAAGCCAGGAGAUUGUAGGGGAAAUGCUGCCACUAGGGAAGGGGAUGACGCACAGCGGGGUGCAGAAGGUCCUCAAGGGACUCCCUCUGAGAAACGUAGCAAACCGGACCCUGGUGAUGGCGGUCCUCAGGUGGAGCACAGCCCCGACCAGGUACAAGCAGGAGAAGAAGGCUCCCAAAUUCUACCUGUGGUAACGGACCAGAGCUUGAGUGCUGGUGUCACCGAAAACACCCCUUCUAAAAAAGAAGUCCCUGGAGAGAAGUCAUUCCAGCUUCCAGCUUUUUUUAGUGGGCUUCGUGUGCUAAAAAAGGGGGCUCCAGCCGAGGGUGGGGAGACCAUCACAGAAAUUAAACCAAAGGAUGGGGACUUGGCUUUGCUCAAAUUGACCCAGCCUGUUCACAAGUCAUUAGUCCAGACAGUGCCACAGACAGUGAAGAAGACCGGGGAGAAAACGAGUGAUCUGAAGGCCACUCCCACUCUCCUGGAGCAGCUCUCCCAGCUACUCAGCAUUGACAUGCCCAGAGCAGAGCUGAGGGCAGAAGACCCUGAGCCGCCCCGGGCAGAAGAGAUGGGCUGCAGCGCUGCCCAGGAGGGCCAGAGCAGCCCCGGAGAAGCCCCAACCCAGGGUGGAGAGGUCAAGACAAAGCCACCAGAAACCGCCCUGGAGGCCUUUAAGGCUCUAUUCAUCCGUCCCCCCAAAAAGGGGACCACAGCUGAUACCUCUGAGCUGGAAGCUCUCAAGCGCAAGAUGAGGCACGAGAAGGAGUCGCUAAGAGCUGUGUUUGAACGGUCCAAGUCAAGGCCAGUGGACGGCCCUUCGGAUUCCAAAAGCCCUGACCACAGCCCCACGGAGCAGGACGACAGGACUCCUGGCAGACUCCAGGCUGUCUGGCCACCUCCAAAGGCAAAGGACACAGAAGAAAAAGUGGGACUAAAGUACACCGAAGCAGAAUACCAGGCUGCUAUUUUACACUUGAAGAGAGAACACAAAGAAGAAAUUGAAAACCUACAGGCUCAGUUUGAACUUCAGGCUUUUCAUAUCCGGGGUGAGCAUGCAGUGAUAACAGCGAGACUCGAAGAAACCAUUGAUAAUCUCAAGCAUGAGCUAGAACAUCGACGGGGAGGAGGAGGUGGAGAGAUGAAAGAUGUGUGUAUCUCCACCGACGAUGACUGCCCUCCAAAGACCUACAGAAACGUGUGCAUCCAGACGGACAGAGAGACUUUCCUCAAACCCUGCGAAGGUGAAGGCAAGACAACCAGAAGCAACCAAAUAAUACCCAAAAAGCUGAAUAUCUCCUCUUUAAGCCAACUUUCUCCCACAAAUGACAACAAAGAUAUCCAUGCUCCACUUCAGUCUGUAGAAGGCAUCUCAUCAAGUCAGGGGAAUGCAUCCCCUCUCCCUCCAGCACCACCCCUACCAGCAGCCAUUCCGCCCCCGCCUCCCCUCCCACCUGGACUUGGACAUUUGCCACCAGCACCUCCGCAACCACCUGUGAGUGCUGGGCCACCACCACCUCCGCCACCUCCUCUGCCUCCAAGUGCUGGACCUCCCCCUCCUCCUCCCCCACCACCACUUCCUAACUCAUUUGCUCUGCCCAACAGUGGGGGGCCUCCUCCUGCUCCAACACCCCCAGGACUUGUGCCCCCACCCCCUCCUGGCCUCUUCUUCGGCGUCAGCCCUUCUUCUAGCCAAUGUCCUCGGAAGCCAGCCAUUGAGCCCAGCUGUCCCAUGAAACCUCUGUACUGGACUAGAAUACAAAUAAGUGAUAAGAGCCAAAGCACUACACCAACCUUGUGGGAUUCUUUAGAAGAACCUGAUAUUCGGGAUACUAGUGAAUUUGAGUAUUUAUUCUCCAAAGACACAACUCAGCAGAAGAAAAAACCUCUUUCAGAGACCUAUGAGAAAAAAAACAAGGUCAAAAAGAUCAUCAAGUUGUUGGAUGGAAAACGAUCUCAAACUGUGGGAAUCUUGAUAUCUAGUUUGCAUUUAGAAAUGAAGGAUAUCCAGCAGGCCAUUUUCAAUGUGGACGACUCCGUGGUUGAUCUUGAGACCCUGGCAGCCUUAUAUGAAAAUAGAGCCCAAGAGGAUGAAUUGGUUAAAAUAAGAAAGUAUUAUGAGACAUCCAAAGAAGAAGAAUUGAAGCUGCUGGAUAAACCUGAGCAAUUUUUACAUGAGUUAGCCCAGAUCCCUAAUUUUGCUGAACGUGCCCAGUGCAUCAUCUUCAGAGCUGUCUUUUCCGAGAGUAUCACCUCCUUGCACCGAAAGGUGGAGAUCAUCACAAGAGCUUCUAAGGGCUUGCUGCACAUGAAGAGUGUAAAGGAUAUUUUAGCUCUCAUUCUGGCUUUUGGGAAUUAUAUGAAUGGAGGAAAUAGGACUCGGGGACAAGCAGAUGGAUACAGUUUAGAAAUUCUGCCCAAACUCAAGGACGUCAAAAGUCGGGAUAAUGGGAUUAAUCUGGUGGACUAUGUCGUGAAAUAUUACCUGCGUUACUAUGAUCAGGAAGCAGGAACAGAAAAGAGUGUCUUCCCCCUGCCUGAACCACAAGAUUUUUUUCUGGCUUCCCAAGUCAAGUUUGAAGACCUCAUAAAAGACCUGAGAAAACUGAAGAAGCAACUAGAAGCAAGUGAGAAACAGAUGGCGGUGGUGUGCAAGGAGUCGCCGAGGCAGUAUCUGCAGCCUUUUAAAGACAAACUACAAGAGUUCUUCCAGAAAGCCAAAAAAGAGCAUAAAAUUGAAGAAAGUCACUUGGAGAAUGCACAGGAAAGCUUUGAAACGACAGUGGGAUAUUUUGGGAUGAAGCCAAAGUCUGGGGAGAAGGAGAUCACUCCCAACUAUGUGUUUAUGGUGUGGUACGAGUUCUGCAGUGACUUUAAGACGAUUUGGAAACGGGAGAGUAAAAACAUAUCUAAGGAAAGAUUGAAAAUGGCUCAGGAAUCAGUCAGCAAGUUGACGUCAGAGAAGAAAGUGGAGACAAAGAAAAUCAAUCCCUCGGCCAGUCUGAAAGAAAGACUGCGUCAGAAGGAAGCCAGCGUGGCCACCAACUGAACGUCGAGGUGAGAACGCCGGGAGCGAGACUGGUCCCCUUGCUCACCCUUUGCAACACCAGCACUGCAGGGGUGCUGUGGGAAGAUAUUUCACUAAACGCUUCUCUGGCCCAUCUCUUUGUACGGGCACCUGCAGUGGGAACCCUGUGUUCUCCAAGAAGUCCCUGGUUAAGCCACAGAAACCAUGAAACGCUGUUUAAGGGAACAUUGCAGGAGUAUUGAUCGUUGUUUCUUAUAGAGGCCCAAAGUCGACUUUGCUGUAAGACCAGAGCAAAUAUCAAGGUUUUCCAAGUUUUUUUUUUAAAGCAGAGAUUUCAAGCUUUCUAACCUACUCUUUAUAUAUGUAAAUUUGUGAGAGAAGAAAAGGAUAUUUUAUGACUGUUGGCUUGAAGGAGUUCAAGCCUUUACAAAUGCUGGUUUGAUUAUUGAUCUUAAUUUUGAUCCCAUUGCAUCAAGAUUUUGAAGUGUCUUUCUGGCCAAAAAUGUUGAAAUUUACCAAAACUGUUUUUAAAGAGCUCCAAGACUAUGUAUUUCCUAGAUGAGAAAAAUGGUUAUUUUGUGGUGGUUGUUGCUCAUAUUAUGGAAAGGAGAGAAAUGGAAUUGUAGAUGGUGGAGAAGGGGUUAAAUAGCCACAGACUCAUCCUGGAGAACAGAUUAGGACACAGGCCGUCACCCAUUAAGCAAGACCCAUUCCUUUGUUUUUGCAUCAGUUAAUUGUGGUUCCCUGGACUGGCAGGGGUUCUCACCCCCAAAUUCUAGAAGAAACUGUGAUCCCUGAGCAGGGAGCUGCGCGACCCAACAGCAGAGCACAUUUCACAUGUCAGAUCAUUCAUGAAACACAGGCCACGCCAUGUUGCCAUGCACCUGAGCUGCGCGUCCUGCUCUGGGACUGUGUGUGGCGGGACCUUUCCCACUCACCCCAGGGGGCUGUUUCUAGGCGAGAUGGCAAAUGUUACUUGCAGCUUUUUAUCAUGACCUUGACUGAAAGGCAUGUGAUGUAGGGUGAAGCAGGGGGCUGAAAAAUUAAGGUCAGAAAAGUUCUUUACAUUCAAAUGCAAAGAAGGUAAUGACAUUCAUCUUAAUCUUGGAGUGGAAUGUCAUGUAAAUGCAGUUUUUUCUGACCCUGGGAGCUGGUAUGACCACUGCCCCUGAGUCACAAGAGAAAUGAAUCCAUCUUGGGAGGGGAGAAAAGAGAGGACUGAGGGUGAGUUGAUAAUAAGAUCAAAGAACAUCAAGUUUGGACCUUGAAGGGACAGGGGUCAGAGCCUCUUCCUCCAGUUGGUGGAUAACAGUCUAGACAUGAGCAACAACCUUAAAACCCGUCCCAAUCCAGCUGCUGUUGCCCCAGGAUCUCCCCAGAAGCUCUCGACUUGCCAGGUGCCAGGACAUGCCUGCCAGUCAUCGGCCUCCUCAGGGACCCAUAAUAGACCCAGCUAAUGAAAGCAGUACCGUGUCCUCAAUAUAAUGCCCACCUCAGGAAGCAAGAAUGCACAGUCAGGAUCAAACCAAGUCUCCAAAGCCAUAUUCAAACAGGUGCUAACCACCUUUUCUAACAAUUCAAAAGAAAGGAAUAUGGUAACAUAGUUGGGUUGCCUUUUUUUCUUUCAAGUCAAAAUAAACGGAUGAGACACACAAAAUAGAAAAGGAAACUGACAUGACUACAAGAAGUUCCUUGUGAGCAACAAGCUUUACAUACUGUUUUCUUGUAUCGUGUCUUCUUCCCUUUCACUUAACUAUGCAGAAAACCUAAAGAAUCCAUCAAGGUCAAACAAAUUCCACUCCCAGCCCUCCUGGGCCCUGUGGCAUGCCCUUGGCAUUACCAUGCAAGAGAAAAGAACCUGUAUUGCCCAAGCCUUGGGUAUCAACUCUGAGUUCAGUGAGACCAGCAGAGGUUGAGAUCCACAUGGGUCCUUACUGAUGCGACGGGAGACAGCUGCCAGUGGCUCUGGGCAGUGUCACUGCCAUCCACUUCAGGUCUAGAAGUAGGAUGCUCAUAAGAAAAUCACUGAAGAUGAGCAGGACUGUCACUUCAGCCACAUAACCCUGCAAGAACAUGCUCUCAGGGAACCAAUGCUGAAGAGGAAUGAGUGGGAACAUUGAGUUUGAGGGUCAGACAAACGCAGCCCAAGGUGGAGGCUUCAUCCUCACAAACAGGCUAGAAAUUGGCAGUAAAGUACUCAUUUCUACAGAACAAAGCUUGCCUGGCUGUGUCGAAGACAGUGAUUUUGUGAUACUAGUCAAACGUAGUAUGUUAGUGCAGUAAGACACCAGGGCAGGGUCCCCAUUAUUUUUACCCUGCUCGAAUCCUGUGUUAUGUGUCUGGCUGCCCCCUCCCUCAGCCACACUCGCUGCACUGUUGACACCACCGUCAUUUCCAGCUUCCGUAGAUAAGAAGUAAAGGUUCACAAAAAUUUGUUCAAGGUAGGCCAUCUAAAACAGCCUUGAGGCCUUUAGAACAUGCCGUCUAACACACAGCUGAGACAGUGUUUAAAUACAACCAGUGUCUCCAAACGUUGCAUGGAGAGGGAGUGGUUGAAGUGCCACUGAGCAUCUUGAGCAGUUCAGGCCAACGGGAUUUAGGUGGCAGUUCUAAGUCUCACUCCCCAGAACAGAAGGGAGAGUGGCCAGCAAUGCUCCUCCGUUUGACCGCUCACACCUGACUUACUAGUCAGACUCAGAAACCUUUACUUAUCGUGAUAUUAUCUCUUCCAAGAUUCAUUCGGGCAUGGGUGGACAGCAGUUCAGAUUCUUGCGUGAGCAAUUGGUAUCAUCGUCAAGCACACAAGUAUAUCAUAUAUUAAACCAGAGCAUAAUAUAAACGUAUUAUGGGGAAAAAUUGGGGCUGUGAGUUAUCAAAAUUCAGGAUAUAAGGAGGUGUGCUGUGUGGCUUUUGACCCAAGAAGAGAAGCUUACCAAGGGGAGAAAAAAGGCACAAGUGUGGUCAAGCAGAAACUGAUGAUGGUGAAUCACCGGCCGUCACAGGUGUUGGCCUUGCUGCCCAACAGCUGCCUUUUGACCUUCUUGAGCUGACGCCCAUGAUGCCCUUUCCAGUGCUCACUGCAACUGCCUAGGACUUAAGGAAGAAGUUCUGAAAUCCAAGAAGUGGGAUAAGGAAAACUAGUGGUGCUGUUACACCUGAAAUGUUGUGGCUUAAACAAACUAGUAAGAUGGUCACGGAACUGAACUCAGAUUGGAUGCUGUCUCCGCCCUACUGCCCCCUGAGUAAGGACAGUGGAAACUACACACCUGCUGAGCCUCCCUUAGCACCCUCUUUGUCCGUAAGUACCACAAGGAAAGGCGUUUCCUAAAUGAAAGCUGCUGGUGGAGCAACUGCAAAAGCUGAAAGAAGGAGUAAAAUUCUUUGGUGGCAUUGGAGACAUCCACAAAGACAGCUGUCAGUACGGCUCUUCCAUGGACCAGGACUGGACGUAGCACAAGAGGUAUAAGUAUUUUCACACUUUUCUCCAUAGAUUACACUGCCUGUAAUGGAGAGUUUUUACUUUAAUCAUUCUUGCUUUCUUGAAUGUUAGGUCUCCUCAUUUCUGUUUCUCCUUCUCCCUUGCCCGGUGCCAUGGAUGCAGAUCAGUACUGGCAGCCACCCAGCAAACAGUGGUCCAUCCGCUGGUCUGCAGGCCACCAGUCAGUGUGUGAAGGGGAAUUAGCAGUGCAGACCGCGGUGUGCACUUCAGUCACCAGACUUUAACCCUUCACUCCCUGAUAUUCCCCAAAUUGGUCGAUUUUGUCAUAUCUCCCUUCCCCAAAACAAAGAUAAAACCAAUUUGCGGAUUCCUGUGUCAAAGAGAAGAAAGAAAUCCAAAAAAAUACAGCUUUUUAUCCCCAAGUAUCUAAUCCAAAUAUCAAAUAUACAAUUUUAUAAAAUAGUUUAAAUUUUCUUUAGGAAUUGUUUGGAAAAACUAUGUGAUAGAUAUGACCUUCAUUUUUCUUUGAUUCUGCCUGUUCUGAUCAGAAAAAAAAAUGAAAAGAAAGAAAGAGAAAGGGAAAAAAAAGGCCAAGAGCUGGAAGGGAAAAUAAAAAAACACUAGCAGAUUUGCUAAUCUACAAAUUAAUGCAUCAGUUCCUGAAUCACACAAUAAAAAUGGACAUACUAUGAAAUCCAGUGAGCUCAUUUUUUAAAAAGCCACGUACAAGAAGUGGCACAUUAUAGUAGGAAAAGUUUAGACUGUUAAAAUUUUCUUUUUCUGGGUUUCCUGAAGAGCAGUUUAUAAAUGUGUGGAACAUGCAGAAGACCAGGACUAUCACAUUUCACAUAUUAGGUAGUGUUCCGUUACGAACAAUACCACUGAAGAAAGGGUUGAACAAAGACAUGAGCUUUUUGAUUCAUGGCAGCUACUUUGUCAUCAUAAAGAAAUCUUCAACAUAAGAGAAGCCUGUCUAUGCGGCGAGGCUAAUAGGAUCUAGUAUUCGAAAAGUAGGAAUCAUUUUUAGCAGCUUUAAAUGUAAGUAACUUGCUGGAUAUAUUUCCACUUUCCAUCUCUAGAGAGAAACAACCCCGCUGGUUGGCACCUUCUCUGUCACUGGGGGAGAAGUCACUUAAAGAAAAGCACCUUCAAAACCAGGCUUCAGCAUCUCUGGCUCCUUGAGACUCAAAUGCCAGUAUUACCACUCCAUUAGCAGUUGAACCCAGGCAUGACUAGUCUCCAUGACACAGCUGUACGUGACUGAAGCUUAUUUUUUCAUUUCUGCAUGUCCACCAGUUGCUGACACCUUGUUAGCAGCACUGAGUGUUAGCUUCACGAUCUUCAUUUCCCUCCCAAGGAGUAAGCAGUCCCUCCCGAUCAAUGCUUUGCCGGGCUGUAGUGAAUUCAAAGAGUCUUAACAUAUCCAACUUGAAGCCAGUUCAGUAGUCUUAUUUGUUUCAAAACCUUAAUCAAGACUGUGAUAUAAACUUAGUGUUUAGGAAAUUUGUGUGGCAGACAAUUCACUUGGACAAGUAAGGAGGUAAUAAAACAGCAGCUAGCCCACUCUGUCUCUUAAGCCCCCCUGCAACUUCUGCCAACAAAGAAGAUUAGGGAAGCAAACCCAGCCUCAUUCAGUAGGUGGGCUGUCCUCAAAUGGAGCUUACCGGAUUCCCUGCCCCUCCACCCACCCCUCUGCCGAACUCCCUGGUAACAGUAACAUGGCCUUUUCCUUCUCCCUCCCCCCCUUCUCUGGUAUGAUGAUUCACUUCGAACAAUAGCUCAAGUGAACUCACCUUUAUUGCAUAUUACAUCUAUGAAGUACUUGUUUGUGAAUUAUUUUGCUCCAUUCUGUGGUCUGAAGCAGACUGAUUUACCUCAAUUUUUAUAUGAAAGGGGUAUCUAAGGUCAUUAAUUUAUUCUUCAUUCUUCUACAUUCCAUCCAGGUUUAUAUGAUUUUCUAUUUUUUUUAAUAAAUCUUCCCUGAAUACUAAGACUCUCUAGUCUGCCUCUUUUUCUAAGAGCUGAUCCAGAUACUUCUGUGAACUAUUUUUUUUAAUGUUUUAUGUGAAUUUCCAUAGCAUGGGGCUAGCAAAUGCAAAUGAACCAAAAGUUUCCAGUAGAAAUUCCCCUCCAAAGACUUUGGCAUUUUUCUCCAUGGAGUAAACAACCUUCUGCCAGACCUAGUCUGUUCUGUAGGCUGAACAUUUCCUGAAAUUCUACCUGUGCAGAAACCAAGAGCUCCCUGUCUUUGAAACUAUAAAAUGUCUAAGAAGAGAAUGAAUAUUUCUCCCCAUAUAUAUUAUACUUAGCACAUCAGGUAAGAAAUCAAAUGUUUUCAAGUGUGCAUCAUAGUAGUUUGUCAACAUCUCUAGCAAAGUUGUACCUACUUUCUUAUAUUGUUCUCUUUGAGAGCUUACUUAAUUCCUGUCUCAUGGAACAACUGUAUUUUUGUUUAUUCAUUCAGUCAGCGUUCCAGAACGCCAGGCUAGUCCCAUCUAGUACUGAGCAUAUGGGGAGGUUACUCUCUACCUCCCUACAACAUGGAUGAUAGAUAUGUUCAGGAAUGAACAUCUCUCUGAGAACUCUUGGGAUGAACUUCGAGUUCCAGGUUUCUUUCUGUGAAAUAUAUGAAAUGGGCCUAUAGUAUACAAAAAUUAUAUUACCCUUUCUAAUAAGAGGCCAAAAGGAGACUCGAAAAUCUUUAUAUGUUAGAUAGGCUAAAGGAAACUCUAAAGAGCUAUUUUUUCCUUUCUUCUUGGCAAUUUGUCUCUAGCUAUAAUCUUGUUUCUUUGCUUCUGACCACCAAGACGUAAAGAAGGUGGUCUCAGCCCACCGACCUUCCAUUCUGCAUAAUCCUCCAAAAACACCCAUUUUUUUGGAAACAAGGCCAGGAGUGAGGGGAAGUCUAGCAGCAAUUCUGCCUACCCAGGGUGACACACACAGCAUCCUGAGGUCUGCCAGAGGAGCAGGUCUAUUCCAAGUCAUUAAUUUUAUGGUUCUGCAAUUCUUCAAUUUCUCUAAACACAAAUAAUAUCACUCUACUGUUAGUAGAAUGUAUAAUCUUCAAAGAACGUAAGCAUUUAUAAGAAGGACUUCUUCUUUAAAAAACAAUCUGAGAGACUCCUAAAAUGGCAGAAACUUUUAAAAUUAGAAAUUGAAUAACUUUUAAGACUUUCUAGACGGCACAUGUCAUUGACUCACUGUAGUCUUUCCCUUCAUUGAGUUUUAAUUUAGAUUACUGUGGGAAGCAGCGCACUUGCCUGGGGUUUGAUUUAAGGAAUCGUGCUUUGGCCUGGAAAAUCAGGGCUGGCCCGCAUGCCUAGAACCUAAGUGAAAUCAGUUAGCGUCUUAAUAGGAAUCAAGCCUAACCAAUGUAAAUCAUCUCAAGUCCUUUGAGGUCUCAUUUUUUUAGUGACACCCUGGACCUUGGACACUGCUUCCCUAAAAUGCAUUGGAUCCCUGCAGGUAUGUGUCUUAAUUGUGCCUUGUGAGAUCGCAAGCCAGGAAAUGAGGGAGAACAGGUGACAGAGAAGAAGAAAAAUCUGAACAAGGCCAAGGUGCACUGUUUGGCUGAUACAUUGCCUUGUUAGGGAGCUGGUGAUUUUUGGCAUCGAUGUAUCAUGGACAGCCUCUCUGUGGAAACACAAGCAAUCUGUCUUAGGCAAAUGGGAGUGCCCGGCAUCUCAUAUCGGUCAGUGCCUGAUGACGUGCUGGAAAAGCAGGUACCCUAAUGAAACUGGUGCACUUGCUGAAAUAGUGCCAUUCAAUUUCAGAUUCAUUUCCAUGGGGCUGGUGGUCCAGGGACCUUCCUCUCUUCUCUGUGCUUGCCCAAGAGUCAUUUUGGCAUCUCGCUUCAUUCGUUUCCUCCUUUCAAUGCAUCUACUUUGGCCUCCCUUCUCUCACAACCCACCCCUAUUUUUUCUUACUGUCCCGUUUCUCCAGGACCCAGCUCCCUUUACCCCCCUGCCUCACAGACAGCGGAGUGUCUCCCUGAGCCCGCACUCCCUCCUCUCACACCCUGUGCUCCAUUUCCCAGGCCUCUGGACAGGGCGCUCUGCUGUCGCCGAGUGAGACUCACCACCGUGACGGCCUCUUGUUAAUGUCAGCAUCACCUCAUCACUUAGGCAAAGAGGGGAAAAUCCAUAAAAGAGAUGGAAAAUACAUUUCUCUCUCACUUUAUUCUACUUUAUUUUAGGAAGGUUGAGGAGAGGGUUAUUCUCGUCCUUCUCAAUUUCUCAUGGGUUUUAUUUUAAAACUGUCUACCUGGCACCAUUCUUUUGAUAAACUAUAAAUCAGUCCAGGUCACCAGCUAUGGUGCAUAGGACUAAAUUUUUGAAGCUCAAAUAAUUUUUCUGUGCCACAGGACACAUUGACUUAAAUUCUGGGUGAACGUUUUGACUCAUAGGCUUGUUAUUGCCACUCCAUUCUAACAACGACUCCAGAGUCAAACAUCUACAUGAAUCUGGAUUAAGUUGUUGACAAUUCGUGGUUGUUUUCAAAUCAACAGUCACUAUGAGAUUCUCGAAAGGGGGUAAAGAGAAAGUAUAAGCAUGUCCCAAAUAGUCAAACAUAGGACCUGGAAAAGCAUUGGCCUUUCUGUUUCAUUAAUUAUGUUAAACCAAUAUAUAGAGGUCAUCCCAAAGGGCUUUCAGCAACAAUGAAGGCAGUUUGAGAAGGGAGAAGGCACUUUAAAGACAUGAAACCUUACAUUCGAUGGUCUUGGAUAUUUUUAAUAUAAUAAGCUAAUUGGAUUCAGGUAUUUUUUCCUUUUAAAAUUUAAAAAAUAUGUAUCUCUAAUUUACAUAUUUAAUUUUUGUCAGUGCUGAAAAUGCUCAUUAGUUGAAUUUGUAAAUGUCAUUUGCAACCAAAUGAAGUAUUUAUUUUUAAAAAGAAAAGGUGAAGGAACCAAUAUUGACUGUACAUAAUGCAAAUAUGUGUGUGCAUGUAUAUAUAUAUUUUUUUCCUCCGUGACACUACUUGGUUACCACAUCAAGUAUAUUUUUGUACAUAGUAUAUAUUGCUUAGAAAAUGUAGAUUGUCUACUCAAAGAAUUCUAUCUCUGUGAUAAAUUAUAUUUAUUCUAAUCUAUUGAUACCUCUGUUAGUUUGUCUUAAGAGAUAGAACUCUAUUUUUUUGGAAUUUGCAGAGAACUGCAUUCAUGGCUUCCAAUUGUAAAUAUGCUAAGGGUAUUUUAAUAAA